UGGCCAGUCAGGAUGCCGAAUUGAUCAUUUCUGAACCAGCCUGAGUUUCUCGCUACGAGCCUACGAAGAGACAACUCGAAAGAUGGACAGAGGAACCACCGAGCAGGCAAAAUGAGAAGAGUCCGUGAGAGACCGGGCGAGAAGCCUGUGCCAGUGCAGUAUGUUCAGUCGGCAGGUACUGUAUCAGCGAGUAUCCAUCUGGGCGGAUUGUAUCAGGCAGUGUCAAUAACGACUCCACUGCUCAAGGUUGGUGUUCAAAGCAUACAAAGCAAGCAAGCAAACAGAUCCAAGCCAAUGGAUCACUGUGCAUCAAUCUAAGACGAGCCCCGAAGAGGGCCGCUGCUUGAAAGGGGGAAGGCGAGCUGAGCCACGCCGCUCUAACAUCCUCACCUUGAGCGAGG
Mollisia scopiformis is the source of this 401-nucleotide messenger RNA. RefSeq lists its product as uncharacterized. Bases 112 to 318 code for a protein of 68 amino acids. NCBI's taxonomy places the organism in Eukaryota, Fungi, Ascomycota, Leotiomycetes, Helotiales, Mollisiaceae. The transcript has a single exon. The record is from RefSeq and is a predicted model, not a curated record.